Sitodiplosis mosellana (orange wheat blossom midge) is the source of this 3699-nucleotide messenger RNA. Its product is annotated as sodium-coupled monocarboxylate transporter 2-like. The record is from RefSeq and is a predicted model, not a curated record. The coding region runs from base 1465 to 3351 and encodes 628 amino acids. Gene Ontology annotation, molecular function: symporter activity. The transcript is spliced from 15 exons. Gene Ontology annotation, biological process: transmembrane transport; sodium ion transport. NCBI's taxonomy places the organism in Eukaryota, Metazoa, Arthropoda, Insecta, Diptera, Cecidomyiidae. Gene Ontology annotation, cellular component: membrane.
ACCAUAUACCGUCUUGGAAAUGUAGUUGUGUUUAUAUAAUAUUAUAACAACGACAGAAAAAAACGAAAAUAUAGUGACAAAUCAAAUAAAACAUGAGACGACUGGUGCUGAUAGUAAUGAAACAUAGUCGCGUUCUGAUAAUGUGUGAAUAAAAUAAACAGAUAAUGUUGAAAUGUUCGUAGUCCAAGGUGCGUAUUUGUGUGGGCUGUAAACACAACCACAGUCGAACAUUUUCAUUCAUAUGAAAUUGAAAAAAAAAACGAUUAUACAUAUAUUUUUUGUAUUUAUUCGUCUAUUCCGGUCGAGUCAGCGUGCUGGCUGCUUCAGUUGACUUUCGCGUUAUAUUGCGAAUGGUUGUAGAUAUAAUUUACUCAAAAUUUUGUGUGAACGUAUUCAGUUGUUUUGUGUUUAAUUCACAGUCGUGCUAAUUCUAAAGGUGAAUUGAUUUUUCUCUUCGUUCGCCCGACCACUGUUUGCUCUGCGCAAUUGUGUCAAUAUGACAAACAAUACCGGCAGCUGUUCGUUAUAAUUCGUAUCAAAGAAAUAUUUCGCGAUUUUCAGUUCGAAAAUAAAAUUUCUGAAUCGAUUACGUAUUUUCAUCGCAAAAAAACCUCUAAACAUAUUUUUUGGCCAACAAAUAAAUUCAACGUGAUUGGCAUGUGUGUCGUAUGCUAUUUGUUCGCGUAUUCAUAGCUUUCGCUGAAAAAAAAAAUUGUGCGAUUUUUAACGCAAAAAAAAGUCGUUAUUUGAUGGCAAUUUUUUUUGCUGGUUAGAUCGAUUUUUAUUUAUAUCGAUGACCUUUGGUUCCAUUCGUUGUUGUUUGAUAACAUGCGAAUCGGAUUUUAAGCAAAUAGAGACAAAGGCGCACAUACCAAACUUAAAUUCAUACAUUGGACUACGUUGCUAUACGCAUGAAACGUAUUCUCAAUCAUACGUGUACACACUUAGUUGGCACUCUUUAUAAUUGAUUCAAAUAAAUGUAAAUGUACUUUCGAACGAAAAUUGACAAUUUCCUAUAUAGAUUUUGAAUGAGGAAACGCCGAUCUAAUUUAAACACCGAUCGCGUGACAAAAUUACUUUAAACAAGUUUUUUUUUUAAAUCUCAAUUGAACAACGAGAUUUCAGUUUAACUGGCGAUGAAAUGAAUAAUCCCCAAAACAUUCAUUACUCAAAUCAAUGUGUCAUGUGCAUUACAAUCAACGAAAUUAUUUACUAUCAAGGCCAGUCACAAUAGGACGAAAAUAUAAAUACACGUCAAAAUAUUGGCUACCGAAAUACGAGCCACGAAUCGAAUCCGAUUUAAAUUCCAUUGACUCGUGUAAUUUCAAUUAUUUUUGAUGAGUACAAUUAUGCAUUGAUUUUUCUUGGGUAGAACAAGUUUCGCUUUUGAUAUAUCCGUAGGCGAUUUGUUGAAAAAGAAAGAGAAGUCGUUGAAAAAAAAAACGUUAUAAACAUUCAAAAAAAAUGUCAUCUGGAGGUCCCACAUUCCACAAUGAAACCCAUUUUCAAAUCGUUGAUUAUUGUGUGUUCUCAGCUAUGUUGAUUUUGUCAGCCACCUCAGGCGCAUACUUUGGAUACAUCAAGAGACACAAAGAGAAAAAAGAGAAACGAAACCCAGCACCGUCGAUACAUGAUGGGGCAUCGAAGAAGGCGGCCAGUGAUUUUGGCUCGAAAUCGUUGAAUGAAUAUUUGUUGGGCUCACGGAAAAUGAAACCAUUUCCAGUGGCUAUGAGUCUUGUUGCCAGCUACAUUUCAGGUGUGACAAUUCUCGGUACACCGGCGGAAAUUUACAGUUUCGGGACACAGUACUGGCUAAUUAUCGUACCAAUUAUAUUGAUGGGCUCCACCGUAAGCUCCGUGUACCUACCUGUUUUCACAACACUGCAAGUCAGUUCAUCAUAUGAGUAUUUGGAGCUACGAUUCAGUUCAACCGUUCGUACAAUAGCUUCGGUUAUGUUUGUGAUAGAUGAGAUUCUGUUUUUGCCAAUCGUUUUGUAUGUUCCAGCGUUGGCAUUCAAUCAAGUGACGGGUGUAAAUAUCUACUUAAUCUCUGGCAUCGUGUGUGCAGUCUGCGUGUUCUACACAUUUGUUGGUGGCAUCAAAGCUGUAGUUUCAACGGAUGCAUGGCAAGUGGUUGUUAUGUUUAUAUCGGUCGUUGUGGUCACAAUGCUUGGCACCGCCGCCACUGGAGGCUUCGUGAAUAUUUUCGAAAAGGCCUCCGAAGGGAAUCGCCUCAUUUUAUUCAAUACCAACCCAUCAAUGUACGAGAGACACACCUUUUGGAGUAUAAUGAUAGGCGGUUUUACUUACUGGACAUCAUUUAAUUCCGUCAAUCAGACAAUGGUGCAACGAUAUAUGUCGCUGCCGAACUUAAAGAAAGCACGACAAUCGAUUGUGAUAUUUGUGCUGGGAAUUAUAAUCUUUAUUUCGUUCUGUUGUUAUGCCGGUGUUUUGAUUUAUGCCGCAUUUCAUGACUGUGAUCCAAAGUUAGCCGGAUUUGUUGAGAAUGACGAUCAAUUGUUCCCGUUUUAUGUAAUGCAAACGGUAGGCAAGCUCCGUGGAAUACCUGGAUUGUUUAUUGCUGGCAUCUUUGGAGCUGCUUUGAGUUCGCUGUCAGUAAUUUUAAAUUCGACGGCUGGAGUUUUGCUGGAAGACAUAUGCCGAGGAUGUUUCAAGAGUAAACCAUCGGAGAAGGCGUCAACCGCUAUAGUCAAGGGCAGUGUGUUAGUUUUGGGUGCAUUGUCCAUGGUUUUCCUGUUGAUUGUGGAAAAGCUGGGAGGUAUUUUGGAAGUGGCCACCUCGUUGUCAGCUAUUGCAGCUGGAACAACAUUCGGUGUAUUCACAUUGGGAAUGCUUGUGCCAUGGAGCAACAAUGUAGGUGCCAUUUGUGGGGCAAUUAGCGGUGCGUUUAUGUCUGGUUGGAUUUCAUUUGGAACACAGGCAGCGAUAGCCUCUGGAGCGAUUCAGCCACAUCGAUUGAACAUGUCAAUAGCAGGGUGUGAUGCAUUCGCAAACGCAACGACGUCUCCCCAACUACCACAUGACGAAUCUGAAGUGUUUCCAUUGUAUCGGCUGUCAUUUAUGUGGAUCAAUCCAAUUGGAAUUUUGUCAGUAUUAAUUGUGGGCAUGAUUGCAUCUUAUGUCAGUGGGCCACAAGAUCUAAAAAAGCUUAAUCCAGAUUUGAUCUCGCCGGUUAUACAUCGUUUUCUACCCGAUGAAUGCUUUCGUGUCCAAGAGGACAGUCGAUGUGCAUCAGCUGAGCCCACCACCGAAUUGUUCACUCUAAAAAUUGGCGAAAAUAGUAGAUACAAUGACUGCCAUGAAACACACAAUAUGGAAACUACGUCCUAACAUUGUUAACUUCUAAAGUACAAAUACUAAUUUUAUACACUGGUUUUCGAGAGCUAUUUCGUUUUUGUGAAAUGCCAAAAACAGGAGAGAAACCAAAACUGGGACCUACAUAGCACACCCGUUCGUUUUUCUUUUGAUAACUUAACGCAUUUUUCAUUCGAACAAAUCAAACACACUUUAUACUUAAUUGAUGUUAAAACGACAAAUGUUUUCAAGCAUAUUGUAGUUGCCAAUGUUUAAUGUCAUUGUAAAGAUUUUCUGUGAUAUUCCAUAAGUAAUUUCUGGUAUGAAAGAUCAAAAAAAAAUAAACGUUUCUACAUGGUCUAGUGACAGUAGAAAAGAAAUAAA